Molecule: messenger RNA, 4060 nt
Organism: Westerdykella ornata
Lineage: Eukaryota; Fungi; Ascomycota; Dothideomycetes; Pleosporales; Sporormiaceae
Product: DNA mismatch repair protein Msh6
Exons: 5
Coding region: 115-3759 (1214 amino acids)
Biological process (GO): mismatch repair
Cellular component (GO): MutSalpha complex; nucleus
Molecular function (GO): mismatched DNA binding; ATP binding; ATP-dependent DNA damage sensor activity
Source: RefSeq, a predicted model, not a curated record
CCGUCUUCAACAUUUGACUUCGACAUCGUCUUCAUUUCUCGAUUUUCUGCCCAUUCUUCCUCUGAUUCCUCCAUAUGUAACCUUGCAAUGGCAGGCAGUCAGGAGAAAGGAAACAUGCCGACCCCACGCACAUCCUCUCAGAAGAAACAGCCCGUCUCGGGAUCCCAGGGCAAGACCCAGAGCUCCAUUAUGGGCUUCUUCAAGAAGGCGUCGACCAAUUCUCCCACACCGGCACCGUCAGCUCCUACAGCCGCCAUGAAGACACCGACCCCGUCUCUCUCCAAGAGCUCGUUCACGAAACCCAGGCUGCCAGCAACCCUCGCUCCGCAGCCAAGCAGCGAUGGCCCCGAGCCGUCGAGCCCGUUGGUCAAGUUGGAGAAGGUCCCUGACGGGAAUGAUAAGGAGAAGGUUGUUACGCCGCAGGCAACGGAGGCUAACCGUGGCGAGUCAGAGGUCCCAGGGACAGUGGGCAGUCCUUCGCGGAAGGCUAAGAAAGCUGUGAAUUAUGCCGAGUCCGACGACGACGACGAGGAGGAGGAGGAGUUUGGAUCUAUUGGGAAUAAUAACGCGAGGAAGGGUCGUGCUAUUAAAAGGAGAAGGGUGAGCUUGGAAGACUCGGAUGAUGAGUUUGGAUUGGAUGCUGCUACGCAGGCGGCUAUGCUUGAAGACGACAUGGAUGACUUCAUAGCACCGGACGACUCAGACGAAGAUGCCAAAGUCCCCUCAAAACGGAAGAGACAACAAUCGGGCAAGUCAAGUAAGAAGGCUACACCUCCAAGGUCAUCGCCGCCUCCUGCAACAUUUGCGGCCGAAACUACGGAAGACGUGGUCAUGACGGGCACUUCCACGGCACAACAGUGGACCUACGAUCCUGAGAACCUUGAGCCUCUGAAUCCCCGACCUACCACCCUGCCCACAAAGAAGAGUGCUGCAAAGCCCUCAAAACAGAGACCCUCAGCUUCUGAACCAGAGAAACGCUACCCUUGGUUGGCCAAUAUCCAAGACGCCGAUCGACACUCUCCGGACCACCCUGAUUACAAUCCCAGCACCAUUUAUAUCCCUCCGUUGGCAUGGGAAAAGUUUUCCGCUUUCGAGAAGCAGUACUGGGAGAUCAAGCAGAAAUUCUGGGAUAGCAUCGUCUUCUUCAAAAAAGGCAAAUUCUACGAGCUAUACGAGAAUGAUGCCACCAUAGGGCACCAGCUGUUUGAUCUCAAACUGACUGAUCGUGUUAACAUGCGUAUGGUGGGAGUACCCGAGGCUUCUCUUGAGAUGUGGGCGAGUCAGUUUGUGGCGAAGGGCUACAAGGUCGCCCGUGUUGACCAGAUGGAGUCGGCACUUGCCAAAGAGAUGCGCGAAAGAGAUGGCACCGCGUUGGCAAAGAAACCAAAAGAAGACAAAAUCAUUCGACGAGAGCUGGCUGCUGUCUUGACGGCCGCCACGCUAGUUGACACAGGCAUGCUGCAAAAUGAUAUGUCCACAUACUGUAUGGCCAUCAAAGAGAUUGACCGGGACAACCUGCCAGCCUUUGGUGUGGCAUUUGUCGACUGUGCCACCGCUCAUUUCCAGCUUUGCGAGUUCACCGAUGAUAUCGACUUGACCAGGUUCGAGACGCUGAUCGCUCAGAUGCGUCCCGGUGAGCUGUUGCUGGAAAAGUCGUGCAUCUCGGCAAAGGCGAUGCGCAUCCUGAAGAACAACACGUCUCCAACAACGAGAUGGGAGAUAUUGAAGCCCAAUAAAGAGUUUCUGGCUGCCGACAUGGCUGUUCGCGAGAUCGACGCCGGCAAGUACUUUGAGUCGGAGACGGAGGACGACAUCGAGGCAUGGCCGCCAGUUCUCCGGGAAGCGCGUGAGCAAGAGCUGGUCAUGUCUGCAUUCGGCGCGCUGCUCUACCAUCUCCGCAACCUGAAGAUCGAACGUGAGCUUGUCACUCUCGGCAACUUUGAGUGGUACGAUCCCAUACGCAAGGCGACCAGUCUUGUACUAGACGGGCAGAGCUUGAUCAACCUUGAGAUAUUCGCCAAUAAUUUCGACGGUUCCGGUCAAGGUACGCUGUUCGCUAUGCUUAACAGAUGCGUCACACCCUUUGGCAAGCGAAUGCUUCGGCAAUGGGUAUGCCAUCCGUUGGCUGAUGCAGACAAGAUCAAUGCUCGCCUGGAUGCUGUUGAUGCGCUGAACGCGGACCCCAGCAUCACUGACAAGUUCACUUCCUCCCUUGCCAAGCUUCCUGAUUUAGAGCGACUCAUCUCGCGUGUACAUGCUGGUCGUUGUAAGGCCAAGGACUUUCUGAAGGUUCUGGAAGGCUUUGAGCAGAUUGAGUAUACGAUGGAUCUGCUCAAAGAGCACCGAGAAGGCGAGGGCGUCAUUGGGCAGCUAGUUGCCGCGAUGCCAAACCUGAAGGCAAUCCUGGGAGGCUGGAAGGAAGCCUUUGACCGCGAUACGGCUAGGGACGAUGGGAUCCUUGUGCCUGCUCCUGGCGUGGAGGAGGACUUUGACAACAGCCAACAGACCGUCGACAGCUGUCUUUCUGACUUGGACAAACUGCUGAAGAAGGCUCGAAAGGAGUUAGGCACCAACUCUGUGGAGUACCGCGACAACGGCAAGGAGAUCUACCAAUUGGAGGUCCCCAAGAAGGUCAAGGUUCCUUCGAGCUGGGACCAGAUGUCUGCCACUGCAAAGGUCACCCGCUACUAUACUCCCGAACUUCGUAAGCUCAUCCGGUCUUUGCAAGAAGCGCAGGAAACGCAUAGUCAGAUCGUCCGUGAUGUCGCGGGCCGCUUUUACAGACGCUUUUCGGAGAACUACAAGGACUGGCUCGCUGCCAUCAAGAUCAUUGCUCAGCUGGACUGCCUCAUCAGUCUGGCAAAAGCUUCAGCUUCAUUGGGCCAACCCAGCUGCAGACCAGUAUUCUCAGAGUCUAAACGGACUGUUAUUGAGUUUGAGGAGCUGCGUCAUCCCUGCAUGCUCAACAGUGUCGAGAACUUCAUCCCCAAUGACAUCAAACUGGGCGGUGACAGUGCCAACAUUGAUCUCCUGACUGGUGCCAAUGCGGCCGGAAAGUCCACAAUCUUGCGCAUGACCUGCAUCGCCGUCAUCCUCGCCCAAAUCGGCUGCCACCUCCCCUGCGUCUCCGCCACCCUCACCCCGAUCGAUCGCAUCAUGUCCCGUCUCGGUGCCAAUGACAACAUCUUCGCCGCACAGUCCACCUUCUUCGUCGAGCUCUCCGAAACCCAAAAGAUCCUUUCCGAAGCGACUCCCCGCUCGCUCGUCAUCCUCGACGAACUGGGACGCGGAACGUCGUCGUAUGAUGGCGUUGCCGUGGCACAGGCGGUGCUGCACGAUGUUGCCACGAGAGUGGGCUGCGUGGGGUUCUUUGCGACGCAUUAUCGGAGUUUAGCCAAGGAAUUUGAGUCCCAUCCCGAAGUCCGCAAUAAGAGGAUGGCGAUCCACGUCGACGAUGCCUCUAAAUCUAUAACUUUUCUGUACAAACUCGAGGAUGGUGUCGCGGAAGGGAGUUUCGGGAUGCAUUGCGCGGCCAUGUGCGGGAUUCCGGAGAAGGUGGUUAGGAAUGCAGAGGUGGCGGCCGAGAUGUGGGAACAUACGAGCCGGUUGGGGGAGAGGAUGGAGAUUAGGAAGGAAGAGGGGGAAGUGUAUGUGCCGCUGGGGAUGCAGAGCGAUGUUGCUUGGCUGUUGAGAGAGGGGGUAGAGGGCGUUGGGGAGAGGGCUUUGGAAGUGCUGUUGAACGCUAUUGAGGGGUUGUAAUCGGGAGACUGCAGUGGAGUAGCUAUGGGUAUGUAUUUGUGCAGUGGGGAGUACAUGGCGAGAGGUACGUUGCGCAUGGUUUUGAAGAACUGAGCUUUUUGGCGUCCUGAGCGAGAGAUCGGGAGAUACUGUGGUGGAUAUACCAGGCAGGUCGUAUCGUUUAGCAUCUUCUUUCGCAUCAUGGCGAGAUGCAUCUGUCUUCCAAUCGUUCUUGGGUGUUCGAAAAAGGUACAAGACAUUUACAGCAUAUACCUUAGAGCAUGCAUGUAUUCGGUAGAGCUGCACAAUGAGGUGGCAUACU